Messenger RNA from Cryptotermes secundus, 8320 nucleotides. Its product is annotated as inositol hexakisphosphate and diphosphoinositol-pentakisphosphate kinase. Gene Ontology annotation, cellular component: cytosol. The record is from RefSeq and is a predicted model, not a curated record. The transcript has 28 exons. The coding region runs from base 290 to 5635 and encodes 1781 amino acids. Gene Ontology annotation, biological process: inositol metabolic process; inositol phosphate biosynthetic process. Gene Ontology annotation, molecular function: 5-diphosphoinositol pentakisphosphate 1-kinase activity; inositol hexakisphosphate kinase activity; diphosphoinositol pentakisphosphate kinase activity. NCBI's taxonomy places the organism in Eukaryota, Metazoa, Arthropoda, Insecta, Blattodea, Kalotermitidae.
UGGCAUUGUGGUUACUGCGCACCGAUGUAGUUGUUGUAGUAUAAGAUUGUUCGGUUUGUUAGGGAAACGUAAAAUGUCGGCGCCCGAUGAGGAUGUAUUUUAUUGUUAUGAAUAAUCUAUUAUUACCAUAUUCGAAUUCUUCACUUAAAAGUAUAUAAGUUUCAGACAUCAGGAGGAAAGCUGAGAUUAUUCGUACGUGGAUUUCUUUAUAGCUUUGUGUGUGAGAGGACAGUGAGGUGGCUGUGAUGUUGGUGCUUGGUACAUCAUUCUGUGUUCCUGCAUUGUUGCCAUGUCCUAUACUGAAUUGGAGCAUGGCUACCAGGGCCUCCGCAGAGCACGUCCUGCCUUCUAUAUUGGUGUUGAUGGCAAUGGUUGCCCAGCUGUGAGGGCAGCCAAGAACAGAGGCGACCUGACAGAGUUAGGAGAUGAUGAUCUGGUUGCAGGAGAGGAGGGGAAGCAGGUGGUGGUGGGGGUGUGUGCCAUGGCCAAGAAGUCGCAGUCAAAGCCAAUGCGAGAGAUCCUGAUGCGCCUGGAGGAGUUUGAGUAUCUGAAGAUGGUGGUGUUUCCAGAGGAGGUUAUCUUAAAGAAGCCAGUGGAGGAAUGGCCAAUCUGCGACUGUCUCAUCUCAUUCCACUCAAAGGGCUUCCCACUGGACAAGGCCAUCCAAUAUGCCAAUCUUCACAACCCAUUCAUCAUCAACAAUCUCCAUAUGCAGUAUGAUAUUCAGGACCGCCGCAAGGUGUACUCAAUCCUGGAGGGUGAGGGAAUUGAGAUCCCUCGCUAUGCUGUGCUUGACCGGGAUUCCCCCAAUCCAAAACAUCAUGAGCUGGUGGAGUCAGAAGAUCAUGUGGAAGUAAAUGGUGUUGUGUUCAACAAACCUUUUGUGGAGAAGCCAGUCUCAGCUGAGGAUCAUAAUAUCUACAUCUACUACCCAACAUCUGCUGGAGGGGGCAGCCAGAGAUUGUUCCGUAAGAUAGGCAGUCGAAGCAGUGUGUACUCCCCAGAGUCACGUGUCCGCAAGACAGGCUCAUUCAUCUAUGAAGACUUCAUGCCCACUGAUGGAACUGAUGUCAAGGUGUACACAGUGGGACCUGACUAUGCCCAUGCUGAGGCCCGUAAGUCACCUGCUCUGGAUGGAAAGGUGGAGCGGGACAGUGAAGGGAAAGAGAUCCGCUACCCAGUGAUACUCAGCAAUGAUGAGAAACUCAUCUCCAGAAAGGUGUGCCUUGCCUUCAAGCAGACUGUAUGUGGCUUUGAUCUGCUUCGGGCAAAUGGAAAGUCAUUUGUAUGUGACGUGAAUGGGUUCAGCUUUGUGAAGAACUCAAACAAAUACUAUGAUGAUUGUGCCAAGAUCCUGGGAAAUAUGAUACUCCGAGAACUUGCACCCACAUUACACAUUCCAUGGUCUGUACCCUUUCAACUGGAUGACCCACCGAUCGUGCCCACAACAUUUGGAAAGAUGAUGGAACUGCGGUGUGUGGUGGCUGUUAUUCGUCAUGGUGACCGGACUCCAAAACAGAAGAUGAAAGUAGAAGUCCGACACCAAAAGUUCUUUGAGAUCUUUGAGAAAUAUGAUGGAUACAAAGAUGGUCACGUGAAGCUGAAGCGACCAAAGCAGUUGCAGGAAAUCCUUGACAUAGCACGUUCGCUGUUGAAUGAGAUACAGCACCGAGCAGCUGACCCUGAGAUAGAGGAGAAGCAAGGCAAGCUAGAGCAGCUGAAGAGUGUCCUGGAGAUGUACGGGCAUUUCUCAGGCAUUAAUCGCAAGGUGCAGAUGAAAUAUCAGCCAAAGGGCCGACCCCGUGGCUCCAGCUCUGAUGAUGGUAAAGGUUUUAAUGCUCCCAAAGAGCCAUCAUUGGUGCUGAUCCUCAAAUGGGGUGGAGAACUCACGCCUGCGGGACGUAUACAAGCAGAAGAACUGGGGCGCAUCUUCCGAUGCAUGUACCCAGGUGGCCAAGGUAGACACCUCAGUGGUGAAUACGCUGGUACACAAGGCCUGGGCCUUCUUCGCCUUCACUCUACGUUUCGCCAUGAUCUUAAAAUAUAUGCAUCAGAUGAAGGUCGUGUCCAAAUGACAGCUGCAGCAUUUGCAAAGGGACUGCUCGCUUUGGAGGGAGAGCUGACGCCAAUCCUGGUGCAAAUGGUGAAGUCAGCCAACACAAAUGGACUCCUGGAUAAUGACUGUGAUUCCAGCAAGUACCAAAACAUGGCAAAGUCUCGCCUGCAUGAAUUGAUGCAACAGGAUAGAGAUUUCACAGCAGAGGACCGUGAAAAGAUCAAUCCUGGAAAUGCACUGAGCAUUUCCACUGCAUUAGACUUUGUUAAGAAUCCAGUGAAAUGCUGUGAGCAUGUGCAGGACCUAAUUCAACGUCUGAUGGAUAUUGUGCGAAUCAAGAAGGAUGAUCCCAAGACCAAAGAUGCUGUUUUGUAUCAUGGGGAAACGUGGGAAUUGAUGGGAAGACGCUGGGGCAAGAUUGAGAAGGAUUUCUGCACAAAGAACAAAACUUUUGACAUCUCCAAGAUCCCUGACAUCUAUGACUGCAUAAAGUAUGACCUGCAGCACAACCAGCACACACUACAGUUUGAACAAGCUGAAGAGUUAUAUAUUAAUGCCAAAUAUUUGGCCGACAUUGUCAUCCCACAGGAGUAUGGGCUUACGGUGCAGGAGAAGUUGACAAUUGGACAGGGAAUCUGUACACCAUUGCUGAAGAAGAUACGUGCUGACCUGCAGCGCAACAUUGAGGAGUCUGGAGAGGAGACUGUCAACAGAUUGAAUCCACGUUAUUCACAUGGCGUAUCAAGCCCAGGACGACAUGUGCGGACACGCCUGUAUUUCACCAGUGAAAGUCAUGUUCACUCACUUCUUACUGUGCUGCGCUAUGGUGGUCUACUUGAUGUGCAGAAAGAUGAGCAAUGGCGCAGAGCAAUGGAAUAUGUAAGCAUGGUGUCAGAACUCAACUAUAUGUCACAGAUCGUCGUCAUGUUGUAUGAGGACCCCACCAAGGACCCUUGCUCUGAAGAAAGGUUUCAUGUGGAACUUCACUUCAGUCCUGGGGUCAACUGCUGUGUUCAGAAGAACUUACCUCCAGGUCCUGGCUUCAGGCCACACAGUCGCAAUGAGUCUGUAGGCUCCAAGACUGUGUCUGAGGCAGGAGGGGGCAGUGAAGAGGGCACAUCUUCAGGUGGGGCACAGUGUGAAGGCAGUGAGAAGGGUUCUAGUCGUAUCGAUGAGGAGGAGACAGAGUUAAACCUGCUGGAUGAUGAGACCAGCUCCAUGCACACUAAAGCUGAUUAUACUCGGGGGCAAUCUGGAUCGCCUGCCCCUUCAGAUGAGUCACCCCCAUCGGAGAAGCCAGAGGUGCAGCAGCAGGGAGCCCGUCUUGCAUCAGAACCGAUCCCUAUAAGGGCAUCUCCAGCCCAUGACCCACUGGACCUGGCAUCUGGAUUGUCAGCUGAGCUGGUGUCCCAGCAUUCCCAGCGCAGUCUCUCCUACACAGGUGCCCGGCCUGUCAGCCCAGAGACAGAGCCCAGGUCACGCAGUUUUGACCACCAGCGAGAGGAGUCAGUGGUAGAUAAAGAUCCCUGUCACCUGUGUGUGCCAUCCCCAUGUACGUUGUGUCACGUGUCAGCUGUACCGCUCAUUCACUCUCAUUCCAGUCCUAGCUUUCCCUCACCAAGCCAUUCUCCGUCACGCUCCCAUUCUCUUACUCCGCCACCAGUCCCUAACACUCUUGCUACAGACCAGGGUCCAGCUGGUACCACCAUGGUGGUAAUGGGUGGGCGGCGCCACCGCCACAGUAUCUCGGGCCAGAUGAGCUACUUUAAGAUGUUGGGGUUUGGCCCUAUGGUGGCAAUGGGAGUUGGUAAGAAGAUAUCUGGCGCUGGAGCAGGUGGAUCAACUAGCAGCCUGUUUAGUACUGCUGUCAUCAGUGGAUCAUCCAGUGCACCUAACCUGCGAGACAUGAUUCCAAACUCUGCUUCUGUCUCAGCAAUCGAAGGAUGUGGAGGUGUGCCUCCUAUCAGGCCCCUAGAGACCCUGCACAAUGCACUGUCAUUGAGGCAGCUUGACUCAUUCCUGGAUGUCAUGACAUCUGCCCCACUGUUCCGAACACCAGCGUCAUCGCCUCCGAAGAAUCCAUCAACACCUCUACCAUCAACUGCAUCUGUGCCACCUCCUCCACUCCAUCUGCAAUCUCCCAGCAGCAGUCUUGUGUGGAGUGGGCCUCCUUCUUUUGUGUCCAGCAGUGGACCAUCUUCUCCAAAUGGGACAUCUGAUAUCUUCUCAUUGCGUGGAGGUGGGGGAACUGCAGGAACUUCAGAGAGCAGUGAGAUGUCACUGUCAGCCAGUCUCAUCAGUAAUGAUGGGUAUGGUGAGCUGACAGCCACCCUGGCCAACAUCUUCCCAACAUUUCUUGACCAGGACCUAAGCAAUGUGGGUAUCCUCCUCGAGAGCAGCACUGAUUUCUACCCACAGCCUAAGGAGGCGGAACCAAGACAAUUUGUUGUGCCUGAGAAUGGAGCGCUCCUUCAGUUCUCAGCCACUGGUGGUGACAGUGGUGAUAUUACUCCUGUGUCUGUGUCAGCCAGUUCUGAGUUUGACUUCGCGUCUGCAGCCGAGGGUGCACCCUGCUACAUUGGAGAGACAGAGCCAGCUGCUAGUAUUGGUGUGGAUAUUACAGACAUGAGUAGAAAAGACAGUGAGGCCCUGCAGGAGGACAAUGGCAGUUCAGGCCGGUCACCACUGCUAGCCAGGAGUGUGGAGAGUCUUGGCAGGAAGGAGGCCUCCAAGCUGGUGGGAGAGUGGGUGCUGGAGAGCUCUGCUACAUUGGCAGCAGACAUGCUGGUGAUGGUUGAGCCUGCGGAAGAAGAAGAGAGGACCAUCACCUCCUCCAUGACUGCAACCUCUCCCGCCCACAAAACCAUCUUUCAGGUAUUUGGAAGCCCUGUGUCCAGGUAUCAGUCCAGCAAGACAACACUGGUGAGUCCAACUCCAAACCAGUGUGUGGUAAUGCCCAUAAAGGAAGACAGCCUAGAGAUGGUGGAGGGGGGAGGGACGCAACAUAGUCCCAUCAGCAUCAGCAGGGAGUACCGCCUGUCAUCGCCACUUACCUCCACUGCAAGGGAAAGCAAACUGGAAUCAACAAGAAGUCCAGGCCACCUCAGUCCCACACCAACAUCCUCCAGCCCAGCACCUUCCAGCUGCUCUUCAUCAUCAUCACCUUUGAGGAAUCCCUCAGACAGACAAAAACUGCGGGAACCAAAACGUCCCUUGGUGUCCAGCUUCACAAAAGAGUACAAACUCUACACUUCUAGCAUAACCACCGGCAGGUCCUCUCAGUCAGAUUCUGGUGGAAGUACAGAAGGUUCCUACAAGUCCAUCAAAGACACAGAAUCUGUGGGCAGAACUCCAUGCAGUUUCUCCUGCUUUGGAGAAGAUACUUCAACAGCACUUGCAGCAGGUUUGGCAGAGGAAGGCUUUGGUUCGCUGAGUAGACAAAGGUUCAGUAAUGAGGAUGAUGUGAACUCAGAGGAACUGUUUGAAGGAACAGCCCCUGCCCUGACUCUUGCCAGCAGCUUCACAGAUUGUUCCUCCAUAUCCAGGGGUUUCAACAUUGUGAAGGAUGAAGACAAGUAGCAGAAAGUCUAGUUUAAGUUCACCAACCCUUGUAUCUUACAAACUGCAGGAUGUGCCACUAUCCUCAUUUGUACAUCCUAUGUAUAGUUGCUGUCCACAUAUCCUGUCAUUGAGGUCUAUUAUGCAUGAAGGAGAUAAGCUUAUUGGAUGAACAGGAUCCCAGGUACACUUCAGUAGCAUAUUAUUCAGGAAUUGAAUAGAACAGUCUCUCAUAUUAAUGUCUGAUGUCAUGAGAAAGGAUUACUGAGUUAUGUUAGAUGCCAGGAGUUGCCUCCCUCCUUCAGAUAUUUGACACAUUCACUCCUGUAUCCAAGGUUAGUCAUGUACUGGUGCUUUGUCCAAACUACCAUAUCUGAUGAAGCCUGGAUGGUAACAUGAAAUGACAUAACAAAAUACACUUCAAGCACAUAGUUCAUUCUCUGUGUCGAGAUGAUCCCUUGACCAUAUGUAGAGCGUUUGCUACCAUUUGUGUCAAUUCAUUUUUUACAGUCUCACCUGCAACCCUAUAUUCUAUAAAAUUUAUUAAAAGUUAUUCACUUUAAAAGUUCAAAAGCCCAUCACUACAAGUUUUGACCAAUGUGAUCAUCAUCAGAUGUUAAAAUUUUUGGCGAGGAAAUUGCUGUCUUCUGUAGUUGCUUAUGUUGUUAAAUAUAUAAGUCCUCAUGAUGCACAUGUGUGUUUGAGUUGGUGGGUUUUGUUCUCUCAUAUUGUGUGAUGUUCUGCGUGUCUUGUUCUCGAAUGCUUCUUUAUCACAAAGUAAGGCAAACUGCUACUGUACCAUAAUGUGCAGGUAAGCAGGCAAGCCAGCAGCGUAGGUGCAGGGAUGGAUGUGUUAAGUGGCAGUAGUUAUCUUGUGUAUAGAUUGGAGUCUGUAUACCUAGUUGACCAUAUAUUCACUGUAAAUAUGUCUUGACAUUAAUUGAUACAUGUUCUCACAUUCUCAUCCACAUAGUACAUGUGUGAUUUGUUUGAUGCUGUAUGUAGGCAAGAUUAGAUUCUGAAGCUGGAUUUAAAUGAUAACUGCAUAAUGAUCUCACCAGCUCACUGAAGAGACAGACAUACUAAGAAGGCUGUGAUAAUAAUAAAAAUGAUUCCUAUUCUAUGGCUUAUUGCUGGUGGCUAGAAUUACAGUCCUGUACUUCAUGGUAAUAUGGGAAAUGCACUGGUGAACAGCAGAUCUUGUGUUACUUUACAUUGAACUGAGUUUAGAGACCACCUUUUGCAUGGUUUGUGUAUCUUUUAGCCAUGCUUUUUUAUAUUGCUGUCAUAUUCCAGUCCCUCUAUGAGCCUUGACAUGUGCUGUAUUUCUGCAGCACACACUGAUCACUGUUCACAGAUGGUUCAAAUGUGACAGCACAUGUUUCAUUCUUCAGCUGUUUAUGAUUUGUAGGGAUUCCAUUUACAAUUAUAAAAAUGAUUGCAGUUAUAAAACAUCUGUAUGCGUUAAUAUGGUUAGGCACAACAAAUUUUGAACUCUUCUGUUACUUCUCAAGAAGGAGUGAUUGCAUUGUAGGCUCAGGAUGAUAACAUCAUGAACACUUUCAGAUCUUGAGCGAAAGUAUGCUAGACUGUGGAAGUUUUCCUUUGUAGAUCUAUGUUUUUGCAUGAACAAUAUAUUUAAAGGGGAAAAAAAGGAAGUGAUAUAUGAAGGAAAAUUUAACAUCUUAAAAUUUGUUAUAUAUGUGGGUGAGGGAUGUUUUUAAGCCCAGUGAUGAGGAACCUAUGCUGAAGGUUCAAGUGAAGCUGAGACAUUUCAUUCCAGUUCACUUGCUUACAUAUCAUUUUGAAAGUUCUGCAGUGUUAAAAUCUUCACAAACAGUAAGUGUCAGAGUUGGGCAUGAAAGAAGGGGCAUGCAGUACUGUAUUAAGCUGAGAAUUUCAUAUUCAUGCUCAUCUGCUUUGGCUGUAUCUGUAGACUUACUGAUACCAUCUGAAUUGAACUUCUUGCUGUCGUAGUGGUGGGCCCAUUAUUAAUGUCUCAUGUAGAAUAUGUCCUCUAUAGUACCAGAGUUUUCAGGAGUCACUGAAUUGAAUGAACACAUAAUUCAUACUGUGGUCUUCUGGGUUAUGAUAUUAUUCUAUAGUCAAGUAGGUGGUUAGGUGAAACCCGCAGAUCAUAUAUAUGAAUUGUUUCUGAAUCGGUUAAGACUCAGUAACAGGGAAGUGCAGUGUUGUGUUGCAGGCCUAUAAUGAACAAUGUAACUGGUGUAACCCACAUAGAAUAGCCAGUGUACCUGAACAGUGGUGUGCAAUCAUGUGUGAUAUUCUUGUGAUAUAAGUUGUCAUUAAUUGUGUUACAUAAACAAGAAGGUACGACAAUUAUAGCAUGUAAGGUCCUGAUCUACAACGAGAAUGAUGGUGGAAUGUUCUGAAUUGUGUUUUUGUUUCAUACCAUAGUUAUUAUCCCUCACAACUGACUACAAAUCUCACUUAUUCCCAUUCCUUCCCAAAACAGGUUCCUCCAUAGUUCCUAUGACAAAAGAGUGCAGUGGAAACUUCUGCUUCCUCAUAAAGUGACUCAGAUUCAGCUUGGUAAGAUUAUACCGUGGCCUUUUUGUGUAUGCAGUUUGAGCAAAUUUUCUAUGUACUUACAUAAAACUUGGUAAAGAGUCAACAAUAUAUAUGGAGGACAACACAUAAAGAGGUAGAGAACUAAUGAAAUAAAUCUGUUGUUUGUUGCUUAUA